AUGGCGAUGAUGAUGACUGGUCGUGUGCUGCUGGUGUGUGCCCUCUGCGUGCUGUGGUGCGGUGCCGGCGGUGUUUAUGCGAGGGACGUUGACACGAACGCACUGGGUGGCUGCAUGGGGUCGGGAGUGUUGGGUGAGAAUGGAUCCCACAUGCCUGACGGAUGUAAUAAAACUGCGAUUACGGUGCCUUUGCGGUCAGUAUUGCCCAUUACUGCCGUCGAAGCUUCGGAUGGAAAAGGUGCUUCUCCUUCUGGUUCUGGCGCUGCCGGGGCUUCUGGUGCCUCUCCUGGUGCUUCUGUUGCUGGUGGUACAGGUGGUGGAGGCGAUUCUGGUGGUGCUGGAGGCGGUUCUACUGGAGGUCAUGCCACCGGCAGCGUUCCUUCUGGUUCUUCUGCUCCUCCUGCUGCUCCCGCUCCUCCUGCUCCUGCUGGUGGAGGCGGUGGCAUUUCUUCUGGUUCAUCUGCUGCUGCUUCUCCUCCUUCUCCUCCUGGUCCUUCUGCCGCUUCUGGUCCUCCCGCUCCUCCUGCCGGUUCUGCUCCUGCUGCUGCUCCUGCUGUUGAUUCUUCAGCUGGCAGCAGCGGUGGUGAAGCGGGGUCCUCAGGCAGUCAUCCAACUAACACAACAGGGGACUCUUCAACAGGAGAUCAGACGUCUGCUGCUGCAGCGGCUAACGACUCCUCGCCAGCCGAAGGACGGGCAGGAACGACAUCCAGCACUGAACACACACGACAAGAAGAAGAAGAAGAAGAAGAAGAGGGAGAGGAAGAAGAUCAUGAAAAGCAGCAGCAAAGUGAUGAAGCACAAGUCCAACAACAUCAACAGCAUGAACACCCCGCGGAAAAUGGCAAAGAAUCCGCGAAAGGUAAAAACGCCAUUCGUACAAAUGCCACCGCAAAUACAGGCGACAGUGACGGCAGCACCGCGGUCUCCCACGCCACCUCCCCUCUUUUGCCUCUUCUUCUUGUUGUUGUGUGUGCGGCUGCUGCUGCGGUGGUGGCCGCGUGA
Messenger RNA from Trypanosoma cruzi, 1005 nucleotides. Its product is annotated as mucin-associated surface protein (MASP), putative. The record is from RefSeq and is a predicted model, not a curated record. Bases 1 to 1005 code for a protein of 334 amino acids. Lineage: Eukaryota; Euglenozoa; Kinetoplastea; Trypanosomatida; Trypanosomatidae. The transcript has a single exon.